CCCUGCCCCUGCCCGCCCCAGACUCCCGGGGCCAGCGCCGCGCGCUCUUUCUCCGACAGCUGCCGCGGCGUCCUGUCCGUCUGUCACCGCGGGUCGCCGGCCGCCGCGCCAUGACUACCCAGCAGAUAGUCCUCCAAGGUCCGGGACCAUGGGGCUUCCGCCUCGUGGGGGGCAAGGACUUCGAGCAGCCUCUCGCCAUUUCCCGGGUCACGCCCGGAAGCAAGGCUGCUACAGCUAAUUUAUGUAUCGGAGAUGUAAUCACAGCCAUUGAUGGGGAAAAUACCAGCAAUAUGACACACUUGGAAGCUCAGAACAAAAUCAAAGGCUGCACAGACAACAUGACCCUCACGGUAGUAAGAUCUGAACAAAAGAUCUGGUCUCCUCUGGUGACGGAGGAAGGGAAACGUCAUCCGUACAAGAUGAAUCUGGCCUCUGAACCCCAGGAGAUCCUGCACAUAGGGAGUGCCCACAACCGGAGUGCCAUGCCCUUCACUGCCUCGCCUGCCUCCAGCACUGCCCCCAGGGUCAUCACAAACCAGUACAACAACCCAGCUGGCCUCUACUCCUCUGAAAACAUCUCUAACUUCAACAGCAACCUAGAGUCAAAGACUGCUGCUGGCAAGGAGGAUGCAAAUGGCAGAAUCUUAGACAAUUCUCAGCCUCCUAGCGGCCUCGUCAUUGACAAAGAAUCUGAAGUUUACAAGAUGCUUCAGGAGAAACAGGAGUUAAAUGAGCCACCGAAACAGUCCACGUCAUUUCUGGUUCUGCAGGAAAUCCUGGAGUCAGAGGAACAAGGGGAUCCCAACAAGCCCUCUGGAUUCAGAAGUGUUAAAGCUCCUGUCACAAAAGUGGCUGCAUCGAUUGGAAAUGCUCAGAAGUUGCCCAUGUGUGACAAAUGUGGCACUGGGAUUGUUGGAGUGUUUGUGAAGCUGCGGGACCGUCACCGCCACCCUGAGUGUUACGUGUGCACUGACUGUGGCACCAACCUGAAACAGAAAGGCCAUUUCUUUGUGGAGGAUCAAAUCUACUGUGAAAAGCAUGCCCGGGAGAGAGUCACACCACCCGAGGGCUAUGAUGUGGUCACCGUGUUCCCCAAGUGAUCCAGCAGACGUGCAGUGGCCACCAUUCUCUAGCCAGCCUCUGCUGCAACUUAUUCUCUUAAUGUCCUGCCUCCUCUCUUGAAAGUUCUGUGCUUACCUUGGUUAUACCCCUGCUCAUUAAACAUCGAGUCCCCGCCUUUGUUAACUGACUCACUCAGGGUGUGUGAUGCUGCUUUUGCAGUUAAUGGAAACCUGUUUUGUUCAGUGUUCUCUUGCCAGCAGCACUGUGUAUCCUUCUCACCCCGUUUCUCUGCUACAAAUGGACAUCAGCCAAAUUUGAACCAAAUCAAAUGUAACACCUGACAUUGAUGCUGUUUUUAUUCAAUAAAUUUAUAAACU
This is a messenger RNA of Nycticebus coucang (slow loris), 1439 nucleotides long. It is a transcript of the gene PDLIM1, whose product is annotated as PDZ and LIM domain 1. The record is from RefSeq and is a predicted model, not a curated record. Gene Ontology annotation, molecular function: muscle alpha-actinin binding; actin binding. Gene Ontology annotation, biological process: actin cytoskeleton organization; muscle structure development; heart development. Gene Ontology annotation, cellular component: Z disc; stress fiber; filamentous actin. NCBI's taxonomy places the organism in Eukaryota, Metazoa, Chordata, Mammalia, Primates, Lorisidae. The transcript is spliced from 7 exons. The coding region runs from base 111 to 1100 and encodes 329 amino acids.